Molecule: messenger RNA, 1941 nt
Organism: Thelazia callipaeda (thelaziosis nematode)
Lineage: Eukaryota; Metazoa; Nematoda; Chromadorea; Rhabditida; Thelaziidae
Source: the annotation of a GenBank genome assembly
GUAGGUAGCAGUGAUGAUGAUAGUUAUGUUUAUCGAUCGUACGAAGUACUAUAUGCAAAAGUGUCAUCCAGAGUGCAUAAAAGAUGGCAAGGUGAUGGAUUACUGAUUUGUAAAAAGAAUUGUGUGGUAUUGGAAAAUGAAGUAAGCAGUAUCAUACUUUUUUGUAUGUUGUUUUGUAAUAAUUGCAGUAAUUCGCAGGAAGCCGGUAUUUUCUCUGAAAUAUUUUCAUGGGAUCUGCCUUUUAUUCUUGCUGAUGAAAUGGGUUUGGGAAAGACUUUCCAAACCAUUUCUUUAAUAAUGGCAUUAAUCAAAGUACGUCGAAAUCGGGAAUCUGUGAUUCAAAACUGCCUAAUUGUAACGCCAGCAUCACUAGUUAGUAAUUGGCGUGCAGAAUUUAUUAAAUGGUUUCCCUAUUCAUAUGAGAUGCUUCUUCUGCUAACGAAGAUAUCAGAUAUAGAAGAACUGAAAUCUCGCUUGAAAUUGCCAACAGUCAUCAUUACAAGUUAUGAGAUGUUUACACGUUUAUUCACGUCAAUGUUAGAUGUAACUGUAGAUCUACUGGUUUGCGAUGAAGCUCACAGGCUGAAGAAUUGUGAUGGGAGAAUUCGAGAACAGCUUCAACUGUUACGUGCACAUCGUCGUUUAUUACUAACAGGAACGCCAAUGCAAAAUGAUCUUGAGGAAUUUUACUCAUUGAUUGAUUUCGUACGACCCGAUGUUUUUUCCUCGUUUUCACAUUUCAAAAAUUUUUCGGAAACUGAGCCGGAUCGUUUCAAUGAGUUAUUGUCAGAAAUAAUGCUUCGCCGAACGGUUGCAGUGAUUCAUGAUUGUCUCCCGAUUAAAAAUGAUUAUUUAGUUUGGUGCCAACCUUCACCAUUGCAGUGUUCCAUCUAUAAAUCUCUGACGCAUUUCUUGUCAUGUGAUUCAUUAGUUCUUAUUGAUUUGUUGAGGAAACUGUGUAAUCAUCCAAGUAUUCUUUACAGAAGUAUUCAAGCCAAACUUGACAAUGAGGAGAUUUAUGUAAGUGGCAGUAUUUUAUCAGGCAAACUAAGCGUGCUUACUAAUUUACUAGCAACGUUUCGAGAACAAAACGAAAAUGUGGUUAUUGUCUCCAAUUUCACACAGACUCUUGACUUGCUGGAAGAACUUUGCUUAUCUCUGUUCUUUUUUGUUUUUCGACUUGAUGGUUCAAUUGAAGGGAUGAAGCGGAUGACGAUUGUGGAUGCAUUUAACUCUCAAAAAGAUAGAGCUACUGUUUUUUUGUUAAGUGCGAAAGCAGGUGGACAGGGUUUAAAUCUAAUUGGAGCUAGUCGAAUGAUUCUAUAUGAUUCGGACUGGAAUCCAGCGAUAGACAUGCAAGCAAUGGCUCGCAUUUGGCGAAAAGGACAGAAAAAGCCAUGUCAUAUAUUUAAACUUAUCACAGCGGGUACAAUAGAUGAAAAAAUUUUGCAGAGACAAGUGAAGAAAAGUACUCUAAAUACAGUCAUCGAAACGAUCUCAAUUAAUUCACUUACUAAUUUUUCUGACGAAGAAUUGCGAGACAUUUUCACUCUUGAUAUUGAUACUGAAUGUGUAACUCACUGCUUAUUGGGAUGCCAGUGCGAUGGUUCUGGUAUUUUGCCGGAGGAAUCGCAAAAUUUUGAGGUUUUGGCAACUUCUGGUUGGAACAUAUGGAAGUCUAAUAUUUUUUACUACUUUACAAAGCUUGAUUUUAUUUCGGGCUUCCGCAAUAAUGUGUUGAGCUGUCUUGAUGUGUGUAGCAACAAGUGCUUCGCCACGGGAACAAAGUUUCAGAAUGCUUCAGUGGCAGCACUGAUGCGAUGGCAGCACUACUCAUCGAAGAACGAUAUGUUAGUAAAAAUGAUGGAAAAUGAAAUUGGCUUAGAUAAGUCAAGCGCAGACGGUAUUACAUACGUGAUGAGAUUGACCUGUAACAGUUAA